This is a messenger RNA of Pyricularia oryzae 70-15, 1563 nucleotides long. Its product is annotated as cytochrome P450. Gene Ontology annotation, molecular function: iron ion binding; monooxygenase activity; heme binding. The record is from RefSeq and is a predicted model, not a curated record. Bases 1 to 1563 code for a protein of 520 amino acids. Lineage: Eukaryota; Fungi; Ascomycota; Sordariomycetes; Magnaporthales; Pyriculariaceae. The transcript has a single exon.
AUGUUGGAAAACGUGUUAACAGUCGAAAUUGCAGUCCUGUCCGCGUUCGCAACAUGUUAUUUCCUUUACCAAACACUUUUCAAGCCAGGCAACCUGCCCUCUUUUGCCAUCGCUGGCGCGAAGGAGGGCGACUGGUUCCCCUACUUUCAGGCCAAAAUACGCAACACCGCGGAUGGUCAAAACGCUGUUUUUUCGGCAUACAAACAACACCGCGAAGAGCCCUGCUUUCUUCCAUUUUUCGGCACCCCCAGAGGCACGGUGGUUCUACCACUAAACUGGAUAAAGAGCAUCUUAUCGCAGCCCGACCACGUCCUUAAUCUAUACGACGUCGGUGUCGAGAUGCUCCAAUUAGAGUACGCCUUUCUCGAUAAAAGAUUCAACAAUCCUCCUCUACACAUUAAUCUUAUUUCCAAAGAUUUGACCAAAAACUAUGGCGAUUUAAUCCCUGACAUGAUGGAGGACAUAAAAGUGGCUUUUACCGAACAAUGGGGGCGGUCGGACGAAUGGACCACCGUUACGGUUUACGACACGGUACAGAAAAUUCUGGGUUUAGUAAGCAACAGGGUGAUAUACGGUUCGACCUUGUGUCGGAGCCCAGAAAUGAGAGAAACAACGCUGGAGUUUGUUCAGAGAUCUUUCAUUGCUGGUUGCCUGCUGCACAAUGUUUUCAAGCCUCUCCGUCCUUUGGUCGCACCGUUGAUCACAUUGCCACAUCGUUUAUCUUUGCGGAGAUUUCGCAAAAUCGUCGUGCCCGAAAUUCAAAAACGGCUUGCCGAUUCAAACCGCGGCGACACAAAGGCCCAGCAAAACGACUUCUUACAGUGGGCCAUCCAACAAGCUAAAGAAUUCGAGGAUCCAUACUUUUCCAGACCCGAAGUGCUGGCCAGCCGUGCCCUAUUCGCCAACUACAUUUCAAUCCACACGUCGACAUUCAGUUUUACAGAUCUAGUUUUGGACCUGGCGAUGCUAGGGCCGCAAGUGCAGGAAGAGCUGCGGCAAGAAAUUGUUUCCGUGCUUGCCUCGUGCGACGGGAAAUGGAGCAAAAAGGCACUGGCCAAGAUGGAGAAGCUCGAUUCUUUACUGCGAGAGUCGGCGCGUGUCAAUACGUUUAUGAGCGGCAGCAGUAACCGUUUUGUCACGGCCCCCGAAGGCCUGGCGUUACCCAACGGCCAAACCCUGCCCAAGGACACCCCCAUCAUAUUCUUCGCCGCCCCUGUCAUGCUCGACGAAACUUAUUACCCGGACCCGUAUGAAUUCCAGCCCUUCCGGUUCGCUCCAAAGGCCACAGACGACGGCGACGGCGGCGACGACGAAACGGGCGCCCAAGAUGGAAAACGUGCGCGUACAGCCUUUGCCUGCACUUCGCCCGAGUAUUUGGCGUUCGGUCACGGAAAGCAUGCCUGUCCGGGAAGAUUUUUUGCUGCAGCCGAGCUCAAGCUCAUGGCUGCGCAUAUCUUGUUGGAGUAUGAGCUUGAGAAGAUUGAGAGGCCGGCGAGCAAGUGGUAUAGCAUAGUGCGACUUCCGUCAAUGACCUACGAGCUUAAAAUCCGGAGGCGGUUGUAA